Messenger RNA from Lacerta agilis (Sand lizard), 2340 nucleotides. It is a transcript of the gene TSSC4, whose product is annotated as tumor suppressing subtransferable candidate 4. NCBI's taxonomy places the organism in Eukaryota, Metazoa, Chordata, Lepidosauria, Squamata, Lacertidae. The transcript has 4 exons. The coding region runs from base 396 to 1430 and encodes 344 amino acids. The record is from RefSeq and is a predicted model, not a curated record.
CGCAGGGAGGACGGCGCGGAAUACGGCAGGCCGUGGCUGGAAUUAAGCACAGCGACGCCGCGGGUGAGGAGAAGCGGAGGUGGGCUUUGCUCGCGGGGAAGAAGUUGAUGCGUUUGGCGGGACGGAGUUCAAAUAACAGGGAUCAAGAUAGUAUGGAAGAUUCUGAAGGGGUCUUGUCUAUUCUGAGAGAAGCCAUCCUAUUUGAAUCGUAUCCUAAUCAGAGCGCUGCAAAGAACCUGGUACAACAUCUGAGAACCUUGGUGGCUUUAACUGACCCAGAGGAUGGAAUACUGUUUCAGACUCCAGAUGGCUUUAAACUCCCCAGGCAGCUGGAAAACCUAAUUGGCUGCAGCAAGGUCUAAGACAAGUUAGUAUAAGCAAGCAACUGCCCAAAUAUGGGUGAUGAAGGUGCAGGUGAACCUUUCAUGGGUAUAGUGGCUGGCGGGGCCACCGAUUACGAGGGUGUCCUUCCUUCAGACACAAUUUCGCUGAGUGAUUCAGAUUCAGAUGACUUUGGGUUUCCAGGCGAUGCUGAAGUUGAUACUGUAUCUCCUGAGGAAUCCCUUCCCUCUGAUGAUGUGGGUUGUAGGUCAGAUGAAAGCGGUGACCCUUUACACAGCAACCAAAAAUCACCUGUGCAGCCAUUUCACCUGAAAGGCAUGAGUUCAAGCUUUUCCCAGCGCAGCCAGAGCAUUUUUGACUGUCUGGAAGGGGCAGCCAAACGAGCAGUGCCCUCAAUGGCCGAAGAUAAUGUAAUUGAUGGAAGAUUUAAGCGGCCUCUGCCUCCACCCAACAUUUCAAGCAAGAUUGCUUCAGAAAGCCUUGGAAGACAAAGCAAGCCACCGCCAGCUCAUAAAAGUUCUCCAGCAGUUCCUGAUUAUGUUGCUCACCCAGAACGCUGGACCAAGUACAGCUUGGAUGAUGUUUCAGAGUCCAGCGAUAAGACCAACAGGUCAGUUGCCAUGGAGUUCCUGGAGGGCUUGAAGAAGACUAGAGGGGAACAGAGGUCAGCCUCUCCUGAAAACUACACCCCAUCCUUCAAUCAGGAUCCCUCCAGUUCUGGUGCUGGAAGGAUUGUCUUUACCAAACCCACAAAAGCAGGCUCAGAUAGGAAAAGAGCUGCUGCCAAGGAGGAUGAAGAAGACAAGCUUAGUGAUGCAAACCAAGAACCCAAAGAGAACCCUCCAAAGAAGCCUAAGACUCAGAACAAGGAGGAGGGUGUACUAGACCCUUUAGAUAUAAAGGAAGCAGAGGAUUGGAAACAACCAAAACUGGAGGAGUUAAGUGUUCAAAGAGGAUCUGGCAUAGAUUCUUCUCAGGCAGAUGAAGAGACAGUGGUGGGGACCAUGGGAUUCCAUGGUAGCAAGAAAAGGAAUAGGAAGCAUUUCAGACCCAAAGCCAGCAAUGAUGAAGAGGAGGAAGAGUCAUAAAGCUGGAUAAAUUAUAGCGUUUUCUAAGAAGUGUUUCCCUAAAAUUAUUUUUUUUGUUGUUUGCAUGCGUUUUGGCUACUUGCUUGCUUGCUUGGAGCUGUGACUUAGAUAUAUUUUAGCAUUCCAUUUACUGAUUCCAUGAUGUCCCUCUGUGUUGUAGUAUCAAUACUAGACAAAAUUUUAGUUUGCAGUGGUGCAGUAAUGUCUGCAAAUACUCUGCUUGUAAAGGAUCAUCUCGUGGUUGUUGUUGUUUUUCACUUUUGGAACAAACCUUACAACUGCAUACCCCUCCAGAUUUUGUUGAGCUACUGUUUUGUUUAGUGCUUUGUGUAAAAUCUUUUGACUGGUAUCCCAUCUCUGAGUACUGGCAAAAUAUGCCAAGAUGCAUCCAAAUGUACUUGCUUGAUCAAACAAAGGUUUAGUCCAAGCCCACACCUUUCCACACUGCCAAUGAAAAUAAAAGCACAGUAAGUAACAAGCUAUAUGCUGCAGAAGCACUGAAAAUGGGAAGUGUCUGCAUGCUGUAAAAUGCAGCAUGGAUGUUCCCUUGUUUCUAUAUAGCAUUGUGCUUGUUAGCAACAAAUUAGGAUCAUGGAAGCAAAGCUUGCAGCGAACAUGCACACAUUUUUUAAAAGAUAGAAAAGGUAGAGCCAACAAGACCAGAAUAAGACUUCAUUGGAUUAUGAAAUAUGAAGAAUGAUCUCAGCACUGAAUAUCCACUACUUCCGUCCUUUGCAACUGUGAUGUUUCUGUCUGCAUAUCCAAAAGCUGCUCCCUAAAGUAAAGUGAUUUCAUAACAAAUUAACUGGAUUUGUUUGGGAAUUAAAGGACUUAAAGUGGACUCUUUAACAGACCUACUAUGCGAUCCUUUUCAUAUUAUCCUUGGUGUCAAUAAAAAAUUUAAUUGCUG